AAAAAAGUGUCAUAACUGCGGCGCCAAUAACCAUUUCUCCCCAUGCUGCCCGAAGAAACCGACGCGACGUAUGCAAGAAGAAGAAGAGAGCCAGCAAGCUGUAGAAGAGCAAGAAAGGAAUACGUGCCGCAUCCAGUUGUACUGUCAUCAUCCAAAACGCGGUCGCGUUGAUUUACCUUUCAAACUUCACAAAGAAGUGACUCUACGUCAGGCCGUUUCAAUGGCAUAUGAGCAGAUUGGCGAUCUAUCCGAUAUUGGUGUGCCACUCAGCCGGCGUUGGCUAGUCAAGUAUAACGAGGUUUACGACAGUGUAAAAUGUAGCUGGGAUCAUCGAAUGGGUGAAACCGUCAAUUAUAUAUUUGACGGUGUCAAAUCUUCCUACAAGUUUGACUUGCUCUUGGAAAUUAUUCCUGAAGGCCAAACUUUCCAAGUUUAUUCCAGUCUGAAUGCCAAGAUUUUUAUGGUGGAUGUGGAUGCAAGAGAGUAUCACUCACCUGUGUCCAUUCGUAUGCCUUUCAGUAGCUCUGUCCAAGAUCUGAAGCUCAGCAUGAAAUCUACGAUGAACAUUGCCGAAGAUCCAGAUCAUAUCCACCUGGUCACCAUACGUAACUCUAAUGAGCUACAUAGAUUGACCCAAAAAGAACGUAGUUUAAGGAGCGAAGGCUUCCAAAGGGCAGAAAAAGUCUACGCCACCGUGUUUGCCUCCAGUGAUGAAAACAAAUUCCUAUCGUUGUGCAAACCACGCCUGUAUGAUCUGAUCGACCUGAUUGAAAAUUUGGAUAAAGCUAAGCAAAUUGUGAAACAGCGCAAAUUACAGAGUAGUUCGCUUUAUGCUAAAUCGAAAACUGUCGAGGGAUCUUUGAAAGCAAGAUUGCUUAGUCAAAAAUGGAAAUAAUGUUUGGAAUUUCACCUUUGCCAUGUGCUGUAAAGCAAUUUUCCUUUCUUAACCUCUUCCCCUGCUCUUUUUCGCUUCGCUCUCAUCAAACAAAAAACUUUCUUCUCAAACAAUCAGCCUUACGUGGAAAAGUAAUAAUAAACCAAAUUAUUUGUCACGA
Daphnia pulicaria is the source of this 1055-nucleotide messenger RNA. RefSeq names its product ubiquitin carboxyl-terminal hydrolase 47-like. The record is from RefSeq and is a predicted model, not a curated record. The transcript has 4 exons. Lineage: Eukaryota; Metazoa; Arthropoda; Branchiopoda; Diplostraca; Daphniidae. The coding region runs from base 71 to 895 and encodes 274 amino acids.